This is a messenger RNA of Lotus japonicus, 3987 nucleotides long. Its product is annotated as PRA1 family protein D-like. Gene Ontology annotation, cellular component: Golgi apparatus; endoplasmic reticulum. The record is from RefSeq and is a predicted model, not a curated record. NCBI's taxonomy places the organism in Eukaryota, Viridiplantae, Streptophyta, Magnoliopsida, Fabales, Fabaceae. Bases 123 to 677 code for a protein of 184 amino acids. Gene Ontology annotation, biological process: vesicle-mediated transport. The transcript has a single exon.
GACUAGUAAGUGGGUCAACAAGGAAGCUUCUUCAUCUUUGUUGCAUUCAUCGAAGAAACUCUCAGAAAUUGUGAAAAGAAAACUCAAAUUCUCAUUUCAUUUCUUUCUUUGAAUCUUCAGAAAUGUCUUCCUCAUCGGAAAUGCUCUCGAACAUGAAAGAAGCAGGCCAAUCCAUCAUCGCCACGCGCCGCCCAUUCCGCGAGUGCAUAUCUCUCUCCGCCAUCUCCCUCCCAUCCUCCCUCUCCGAAGCCACCACGCGCAUCUCCCUCAACCUCACGCGCUUCCUCUUCCACUACGCCAUCCUCCUCCUCUUCGCCCUCGCCCUCAGCCUCGUCUACCACCCCUUCGCCCUCCUCCUCUUCGCCGUCCUCCUCGCCGCCUGGAACUUCCUCUUCUUCUCUCGCGACGCCGCUGAUCCCCCUGUCAGCCUCUUCGGCGUCCUCACCCUCGACGACCGCAUUAUCGUGAUCGGCCUCGCCGUGUUCACUCUCAUCACCGUCGCGGCCACCGGGGUUUGGCUCAACGUUUUCCUCUCCUUCCUCGUCGGCGCUGCUUUGGUGUGCUUCCAUGCCGCUCUGAGGAGAACUGAUGAAGGUGUUGAUGACUAUGAAUCCCCCUAUGGACCCAUGCUUGGUGGUGAUUCUGGUGACGGUGCUGGUGCUUAUACCCGAGUUUGAUUUUGUCAUCAACAACUAUCAACAACUGUGAACUGACACUAGGGUUUGGCAUUUGUGCUUAGUGAUUUGUGGAAAAUGUUGUCAAUUUUGGAUUCUAUUCUUUAACUGUAGAUUUCACUAGUAGCUUGGCAUUUGAUUCAUAUACAUGUAUACCCACCUUCCAUGUCUUUCUUUCUAUUUUGUUUUAGCAGUUCAUUUCUAUAUGUUUGUGUGUGUGAUAGUGAACAACUGAACAUGUAGUAGAUUGGAAUUGUGAAUUCAUCUAAUGAGAAGUAGAGUAUGAUAAAUAACCUUUUGCUGAAUUGUUGAGUUGUGUGAUGAUUAGAUAAGUGCUGCAUUGCUUGAGUGUUUGUUGUUGUUGUUAAUUUGUUUACUUUGCUAUAUUGCUGGGUGAUAUGUUUGUCUUUAUCAUUGUUGUGUGAAGACAAUGUGCUAUUCAGUAUUAGUAUUACAAUUGAAAAGUUUCACUGGUUGGAGGGUUUUAGAAAGGAUCAUUUGCAUGCAGAGAUGCCUUGAUAUGUUUCUUGUUUACCUGUAAAAGUAUUUUGAUAGAUGUUGAAGACUGUCUUCUUGUGCGAAGCUCAAUUACAAUAACAUCAAACACAGAGAGAGUCCUAUACUGUGGUUUGAAUUGUAAGGUUAAUGAUGCUGGAUAGUUCUUUCACUUUACUUGAAUGCUGGGAAUAUAUCAUGACUUCAUUUCUUAGGGAAUCUUUCUUUUUAUGUGUUUCUUCAGUUUAUGUACUCUAUGCAACUUUGCUCUGGGCAUUAUUUAGUUGAAAGAAUGCAUGAAUGAAGGGAGAAUUGGAAGUAAUGGUCUCUCAACCUGCACAAUUAGGCCUGCUUAUGCUGUAUGGCCAGCUUCUUUCAAUUCUAAGUAGAUACUCAUUGGCUUGGCCAAGUCUUGAAGUCAUGAGCACUUGGGCAUGAUCUUCUACUGUAUAUAGUUGCUCCUGCAUACUUAUAUGCUCUUAGGGAUUGUUAUAACCUACAUUUUCCACUUACAAAUCCUUUACUUGUUCUGAAUGUUUCUGUUUACCGCUUAGAAUUGUUCAAAUAAUAACUUGGACUGAUAUAGAUCAGAUCCAAAUGGCCUAAGGUUAUAUAGCUGUUGUCUGUAGGACAUAGAGCCCAUUUGGCUCCAAUAAGUACUCUUUGGAUUCCAUCCAAAUGGAUUGAUAUUACCCCUAGCUUAUGUGUUCUGGCAUCAGUGCAUGCAUUUUUUGUUGUUGCUAUAAGGCAUUCCUAGUAUGCGCUGAUUAUUGUGGUAGUUUAUUGCUUUGUCACGGUGAACUUGUUUCUUCAUUAACCAUAAUUGUAAAUAUAACCAUAUUCUUAGACUUGUUCUACUUGACUUCUUGCUUGCAAAAUUAAUUCUUAUGAUGCCAUAAUAUGAUUUCUUACUCCUAGUAGUUACACCAAUCAUCUGAUCUUUGAUUCCUUUUUGAAAUACAAAUAGUGUUUGAUGUUAUUGUAACCGUGUGAGGAUUGAAUCUAAGCAAUGUUAGUGUAAGUCCAGAACUAUUUGUGGGCUAUCUUUGAACUUCUAAGGCAUACUUGUGUUCCAUUACUGACCAUUCUUAUCUUCUGGAAGAAACUUUCUUGGGACACACCACCAUGUGAAGACCCUUCAAUAAAAUUGAAUUUAAAUUAUGAGACUGAAUGUUUGAUUAUUCAUUUCAAUAAAUUAGAUGUACUCGGAAAAUUGUCGAUUAAACACAAGGUUCAGAAGAUUGCAUGGCCUGAUACUACUUCAAUGUGUCCUCCUCCGGAUCAGCUAAGAACAAAGGGAUGCUGAAACGUGAACCAUUAGGAUCUACGGAACAUGAACUUCCCUAUUUUGAGCAUGUUGACAAGUAUAUGAACUCAGUUCAUGAUAACAGCAAUUUGGGUUUCUCCAUCUAUUGUUCCUUCCACCAUGUUGAAGCGCAUGAAAAUUCCUCCACAUAGUGGUAUCCUAUACAUCGAUCAGUUUCCACAACACUCAGUGUCAUAUUGAUAGCGUAAUAGAUGUAGCCAUAGAUGGUAAUUGUGGGUAUAAAGAUGUUGCUGCAUUACUAGGGAAACAUCAGUAGCACGGGGGUUGUGUCAAGCUUGAGUUGCUAGACGAACUUCAGCGACAUUCCAAACUAUAUCGCAUGGGACCCUUGAAAGGUUCAAGACCAUACAUGAUGCAUUCACCAUCUCCAACGGAUAGAUGGCCACCAAGGUUAAGUGGAUGAGUCUACCAUAUAUGGGGUUCCUUGUGGCAACAUGGUUUAAAUUGAUUUUCAUUUAACUGUCAAUUCUUGGAUGUUCCACUUUCUUGUCACUCAAAAAAAAUCCACCAGCUUUGAAUUGACAAAUGAUUAUAGUUUGUUGGCUUUGUCUACAAGAAUCACUAUAUUAUAUGAUGUUUCAAUUACAUAGAUUUAUAUUCUACCUUAAAGUACACUUCAAUAAUAUAUAGUUUUCUUCUUCAACAUAUGUGAUUAUUUUAAAGGAUGGACAGGUUGUCUUGCGGAACACAUACACAUAUGACAUGUUUUUCAGGUUUUCAACAUCCACAAUGGUCGGUAGUUAGUGAGUCAACAAGGAACUGCUCACCACCCCUAGAAGGAAGCUUCAUCUUGGUUGCGUUCAUGGAAGACACGCGCAGAAUGCACACACAAACUUUCAUACCAUGGAAGCUUCAUUCCAUUCAUAUAAAAUAAAAUCCACUCUUCAUCUCAUCUCAUCUCAUCAUCUUCAUUCUUGAAUCUUUAAGACACAAAGAAAUGUCUUCCUCAUCGAAAAUGUUCUCCAACAUGAAAGAAGCAGGCCAAUCCAUCAUCUCCAACCGCCGCCUGUGGCGGGACCGCCUCAUCGUUACCGUCCUCUCCAUCUUCGCUGCCGUCGCUGUUUCCGACACCGUCCUCUGGCUCAACUUCCUUCUCUCCGUCCUCAUCGGCGCUGCUUUGUUUUACCUCUACAUUGCUCUGAGGAGAACCGAUAAAGGUGUCAAUGACAAUGAAUCCCCUAAUGGCUCCCCCAUGCUUAGUGGUGGUGACUCUGGUGACGGUGCUAGUGCUUAACUUGGCAAUUGAUUCAUUGAUUCAUAUACCCCACCUUCCAUCUUCUCCUUUGGCUAGAUUGUUGUAGUUGUAUAUGAUUGGACAAGUGCUGCACUGCUUGAGUUUUUGUGUGUUGUUGUUAAUUUGUUCACUUUGGUAUAUUGAUGGGUGAUCUCAUUGUUUUUGUCAUUGUUGUCUGAAGACAAUGUGCUAUUCAGUAUUGGUAUUACAGUUGAAAAGUUUCACUGGUUGGAGGGUUUUAGAAAGCCUCAUUAGCA